CCAAACUACGAUCAAGUAUAAUAGUAGAAUAGAAAUGCAGAAUAGUGGGUAAGUUUACUUAUCAACCUCGGGCCUAGAUGUACUGCCUACUUCAUGAUUGUCUAUUAUCUAUCAGGGAAAGUUGAAUGAAGUGAUCAAAGCAUAUUAAUCAGAAAGUAGUAAAUGUUUUGGUUUUCAAGUUCGAGAAGGAACCACUCACGUAAUGAUUCCCCCUAGUCUGCAAUUAAGUUGAGUUGUAAUUCACCCAGUCCAAUUCAAUCCAGAUUUAUGUUGCGAAAGAUUCGGAUCUAGCUUGGAAUAUCUUAAAAUGAUCAAACCCUCUCAUACACGUUACCCGGCAAACGACUAACCUUCACCGAGAUAAAGUGCUAAUGUAAUAAAAACAAAUAUCCUCUACUGGAAUGAAUCUCAGUACAGAGCAAUGAAUCGAUUGACUCUCGCACAAUCGAUUCACUACUUCCAAAUCAAGAUGCUUUAUUGACUUAUUUAGAUUCUAUCGUUCUAGGACAAAGCAGGAAACAUACAAGUGUGAUCAAGACUCAUGGAUUUCCGAAUAUAACUUCAAUUUGGAUAUAUAAUCAUCAAUGUGCUGAAAAAUGGUCAUACCACUACUCCUAAUAUGCAAAACUAGGGUUCUUCAUACCUGGUAGAUGAAAUUACUCCAGAGAGAGAGAAAAGUCAUGUCGGAUGUAAAAAUCAUCGUGUAGACGGAAGAAAUCUGCUCCGGGUCAUCAAUCGUCACUCCUCGAGGCUUGAAACGAACUCCAAUGAUGGGAAAAACUUGAUAUAGGGCACUCAAGGGUCUUUGUUUGUCACUUUCUCUCUCUGAACCUUUGUUCUCUGGUCCAAAACUCCAAUGAAUCGUCAAAACCCACGUUUGGCUCUAAACAUCCCGAGCCUCGAAACCCCGAGCUGAUUACCCGGUCGAGUAAUUUGAUGCCCAGGUCGGGUUUCUUCCAAAAUGGCAACGCAACCACUUAAGUCCCGCAUCCAAUUCCCCCGCCUCAGGUUCGAAUCCCCGAUCGGGAAUCAAGGGGUCAUGACUGGGGGAAAUCCAUGGACGAGUUCCCCAAUUUGUAAUGGCAUUUCCUCGGUCGGGUAAUUAAUGGUCACGCCGGGUAUUUUGGUCCUCGAACUCCUCCUUUCGUCCACUUGGUGCUUUUGACCCGAAACUCGCUCACAAGCCUACAUAUGUGAUCUAAGACCUGAAAUACAUCAUGCACGGACAACUUAGCGUGAAUUUGGCUAAAAACAUGAGAAUUUAGUCUCAAACAAUGUAAGAAUGGUGGGAAAAUAAAAUAUGCAAAUACUGAGUUAUCAGAUACACCAUUAUGAUACAUGUUUUCCAUAUAGUAACUACCGUAUUUUUGGGUCUCACCCAUUAUUGAACUGCCUUCUAUGGUCAACUAAGAUGGGGAGUGUUAUUUUCUGCCCAUUCUCGAGGGACAAUCGGUUUCCUGACCGUGAAGUAUGUUGGCAACAAAGAACCAUGCAAUACUUGCAACAAAAAGAUUGAACUUCAAUUACAAUAGACAAAAAAUGGCAAAAUAAGAUGAGGAACCUUUGGUGACUACGGAGCGAAAACCUAAUGUAAAAUCAAAGAAAAUAUCACUAUAUAUCCAUUUCACAUAGAUGGAUGAUCGAAACAGAGUGUGAUUUGGAGACCUAUUAUAUUAUGAUGGACACUUAUUGUUAUGAGACAAUUCAAGUACGAUACAUAAGAGAAAAUACCCUUAUAUUUUAGUGUCUACUUAGGUCAUUAGUAUGAGGCAUUUUAGGCAGGAAACUCAAACGUAAAUCGUAUGGGUGUACAAUAUCGUACUAAUUAAGCUAUUUGGUUUGGGAAGUGGUAUAAGAGCAUCGUUUGGUUUCAAUUUGGGUCGAUGGCAUAAGUUUAGUGGAUCCUCAUUCAAUGACAUCGGAAUUUGAGAUAUGCGUAUGUUUGGUGAAUUCGAUGAGAUCCACAUGUGUUUUGUAGAUUAAAGGUGAACUACAUUUGGUCUGGUGGAUCAAGAUAAUCGUUGAGGGAUCACGAUGUUCUUGGUUUUUGUCUUUAGGAGAGUAUUGUUAUGGGCCAAUCCAAGUACUACAUAAAAAAUACAAGGGAGAUGACCAUUGUAUACUAGUGUCUACAAAGUCCAGUUAGUAUGAGGCCUAUUGGGGAGGAUAUCCAAAAGUAAAUCCGUAUGGGUUUGGCUCAAAGUAGACAAUAUCAUGAGCUAGCCAGUUUCAACGCUUGUUAUUAUUUGCAUAGGGAAAUCUCCAUAAGAGAUACAUAAGUUGAAGGACAGAACUUUAUGGAGGUAUGGAUUAGGGUUUUGGAUAUCCAAACAUCUUAUCGAAAUGAAGGAAUGACAGAGAAAGUGACAUGCAGGGUUGGGGGAUUCCUGUUAUUUGGUGAGCGGAACUUUGACAUAUGGAGUACAUUCAUGCACAUAAAUGGUAACCAAGGAUAUUAAUGGACAUUUUUGUAAGGGAUUCAAAUUAGGGGUGGUUUGGAAGUUUAUAUUGUUUUGGUGAGAUUGUUACUAUAGAUGUAUUGUAUAGAAUGCACCAUUUUUUUAAAAUGUUCAACAGAAAUAAGAUAUAGAUUGUUUUUAUGAUGUGACAUAAACUAUCACUCAAAAUCAGUGAUUGCUAUAUCUCAUAUUUUAAUUGUGAUUGCUGAGAUGGUUGAACUGAGAUUGUUUUGUCUCGGCUUUUAGCUAAUGUGACAUACACAAUCACACAUACCAAACAUUGUAUUUGGCAAUGCACAACUUUGACCAGACAUGUAUAAAAUUAUACAUGCAUUCACAAUCAUACAUGUAAUAAACUAUCGUAGCUUCCAAACGAUCCUUAAAGUAUGCAGGGAAAAUCAAAGAGUUUGAAGCGACAUAUGAAGAACUACUAGACUACCAACUUCCUGCUUUUAUUGGGGUUGAUAAGACAUUUGAAAAUAUAUUGUGUAAUACAUAACCCAAACAAAGAAGAUGCACAUGUCAAUUAGAUUAAGGUAUGAGCAUUGCCAAAGGGUCCCAAAAUGCCACGAAAAGAAAGGGAACAUGAUUAUAGUGUAUCAAUGAUAUUGUGCAAUGAAUAUGAACAAACAUUUUUUUUUUUAAACAUGAACAAACUUUGGCAGGCCUACAACAAUUAACAGUGGCAAUGGCUAACAAUUGAAUAUGUUCUUAGUAUCUUUAGUGGGACAUACUAUGACCGAAAAUUAUAACAUAUGAGAACUUGAGAGAAAAAAAGAGGAUUCAAAUGGAAUAAGCAUACGAAAGAGAAGGUUCGUUUGAAAAAUAUAUGGGAUGGUAGACUUGCAAUAACAUAUGGAACCUUCCCCGAUUGGAGCAACAUGAUUAUGUUAGUCGAGCUCCCGAACACAAUAUCAUAGAGUCACUCGAGGCCAUGUGGAGUCCAUCGUUCAAAUAGGCAUUGAUGACAGGGGAAUUAUGGAUAAAAUAAGGUAGGUUCAUGGAACAGGAAACAAUAGACCCAAAAGAGACCAAAAGGCUCACUCAUGAGCCAAAUUAGGGGGGGGGGGGGGGGGGGGGGGGGGGGGGUUUCCAAAUUUAAUACAAGUUCAUGGUAGAUAAGAAUGGAGUGAUGAAAGUUGAUAUUAAAAAACAAAAAUACAUAUGAGGGAUGGCAGUAUGACAGACUCUGCAUGCCAACAUGGUCGCCGAGCCCGCUGAGUGUGUUAAACUAUAAAAUUCUAGGUAGGGGACACCAUGAUAGCUAAUCGAGUAGAGAGUUGCUCAAACGAAAGGGCCCAAAUAUUGCAAUCUUAGGAUAAUGAGAACGAACUUCAAUCCAGUUAGCAAGCCUUGUUCAACCCUUUUUUGAACAAGGAAAGAUAGAUAGAUUGUAAGGAGGACAAAUAGAAUUGGGGGAUAAUGGAUCCCCUUGACGAAUUCCCUCCCUUAGUUUGAAUGGUUCGGUUGCUUGUCUAUCGAAUAGAAUUGAGAACUUGACUUCGCUUGUGCAAUUCUUGGAUCCAUGCUCUCUAUUUAUUGUUGAAACCCAUAGCCUCGAGAUUGUCACUUAAAUAACCACUCAACUAGGUUGUAAGCUUUCUUCAAAUCAAGUUUCAACAUCAUAUCCCAUGCUCCUCCUCUCAUUUAUUGGAAUAGUGGGUGACCUCAUGCACAAUGAUGACAUUAUAUUGAAUCGCCCGCUCUCUGCUAAAAGCUAUUUGCAUAUGAUUUACCAAUUAUGAGAUCCACUUUUUUUCAUUUUGAUCAUGAUUUUUAAUAUGAUUUUGUAGUUGAAAUUACAACAACUAAUGGAUCUACAUUGAGUUGUGUUCUAAAUUUUUUUUUUUAACUUGGGCGUGAUAAUAAGAUGAGUAUCAUUACAUCCUUCAGGCGUAGUGGUGGUUUAAAAAAUUUACUUUACUUCCCAAUAAAUUUGAGUGGCUACAAUAUGGUUCAAAUUUGUUGAAUUCUACGACUCGUACUUCUCAAGUUAGUCUUGUUCCAAACGUUAAGCAAUUUUUUUUGUACUUCAAAAGACGGGUUUCGUUUACCCUCCUCUAUCCCAUUCAUUUUUUUAUAUCUUAUUCCCAAUGAUUUCAUUCGAUCCAUCUGGCAUCUAAUCUAAAUGAGAUUCUUAUCCGAGUUUCAAUACCGUACAUUUCAAACUAAUAGGGCAAUGAUCAUAUUCUUCAUUGCUUCAUGGAUAAUGAUGACAUUAUCAAAAUGGUUGUCACGUCGGCCGGCGUGCCACAGGUUGUACUUGGUUCAACCAGCAUCGUUCAUAAAACCUGCGUGACACCACUGGUAUGACCGGCAUGAUCAAUAUACGAAUCUCUAAGUAAAUUGACCUUAUUUUAGUGAAUUUAAUUGAUACAAAUUAUUUUAUUAUUUAUUUUAUGAGUAUAAAAGUUAAAUAUUGAUGUUAUUUGUUGGAUUCAAGUAUAAAUGUUUAGGUAUUGACGUUAAAUGUCAUGUUUAAAUAUGAAUAUUUGUAAUUUUAUUUGUAAUAUUGACCGGCAUGAACCGACACAAACCGGUAUGUGCCACCGAUCGAACCAUUCCACUUGCUAAACCGGCACACUGGCAUAUACCGGUUUUGACAACCUUAUUCAAAAUAUUUUCCUCUACUGUUGAUUAGUUUGGUGGUUCUCUAUAGUUCUGAAUUAUUUCAGAAUUGGACUACAAUUCAAUUGUUGAUAUUUUAAUGGUCUCUAUAAUUUGGUCGUUAGAAAGUUCCAUGGGCUUGGUGAUCCUACCAUAUAACCCUAACACUAGAGUAACAUAGCCCAUUAGCAAUUGCAAAUAUUGUUUAUUUUUCAUACCUUACUUACAUUUAUGCAUUUGGAGUUUUGGACUAAUUCACAAGCAACGUGAUAAAAUAUCAGAAGAGUAGAAUUUUCGGCCCGAAAGGCCAAAACCAGCAGCGAGGAUUUAUCUGUACUGCGGGAAACGAAAAUUUUCAAAAAUUCACACAAGAAAGAGUUAAAUUUUCGCCAAAACCAGCGAAGAGGGAAAAACAUGUUAAAAAUUCAAACUCGCUCCCCAUUGGCCCAUUUCGAAUGACGCGGAUCGAGCAACAAACAGACUCCACCCGUAGAUGGAAACCUAAUCCAACGGUCCUCGUCCCCUUCCAUUUCUCACGCUGCUGCCUCCUGCAUCGCCCGAAUGCCUGGCUAUAAAAACGGAUCGCGCCGGGAACCGACCUCAUCCACCCUUCAUUCUCUCAGCUCUCUCUAUUCUAGCUCUUGCACUUGAAAUUCGUUUGCGAAUCGGCGCUCAGUUUCGGUCUUUGUCAAACUCAUUCGCUGGAGAUGGAUACCGGAGCUAAGGUGAAGAAGGGAGCCGGUGGCAGGAAGGGCGGUGGCCCGAAGAAGAAGCCAGUCUCCAGGUCGGUCAAAGCUGGUCUUCAGUUCCCCGUCGGAAGAAUCGGAAGGUACCUGAAGAAGGGGCGGUACUCUCAGAGGGUCGGCACCGGAGCUCCCGUCUACAUGGCCGCUGUCCUCGAGUAUCUGGCUGCUGAAGUUCUUGAGUUGGCUGGGAAUGCUGCCCGUGACAACAAGAAGAACAGGAUUAUCCCUCGCCAUGUGUUGCUGGCCAUCAGGAACGACGAGGAGCUCGGAAAGCUGCUUGCCGGAGUGACCAUUGCCCACGGUGGUGUUCUCCCCAACAUCAACCCAGUGCUGUUGCCGAAGAAGGCCGAGAGAGCCGCCAAGGAGCCCAAGGAGACCAAGUCGCCAUCCAAGGCUGGCAAGUCCCCGAAGAAAGCUUAGUUGAGUGGGUUACACAGAGUGUCUGAUUUAGGGGUGUUAUCUUCUCUUUUGUUCAGCAAUCUAUGUUCUAGAUGUACCU
This is a messenger RNA of Linum trigynum, 6311 nucleotides long. NCBI's taxonomy places the organism in Eukaryota, Viridiplantae, Streptophyta, Magnoliopsida, Malpighiales, Linaceae. The record is from the annotation of a GenBank genome assembly.